Molecule: messenger RNA, 749 nt
Organism: Schistocerca nitens (vagrant locust)
Lineage: Eukaryota; Metazoa; Arthropoda; Insecta; Orthoptera; Acrididae
Exons: 3
Coding region: 79-609 (176 amino acids)
Source: RefSeq, a predicted model, not a curated record
CCCAGCCUACCGCAUCCCUGUGGACCGACACACCGCCGCGCCGACAGGACGUGAUAAACAGGCUCCGUGACGCAGAAGAUGAUGGAGGUGGUCGUGCUGUUGUGCCUUUUUGCCGUCGGCCUGGCCAAUCCGACUGAACAGCUGCAAGUUGCUGCUGCCAGGGGAGCAGCAGAGGUGCACAGGGCGAAGCGGUGCGCGAACUUGUGGGACGACAGCUGCCUGAACGACGUGAGCGGCGCGUCAGACGACGGCGACUACUUCGGCUCGGGCAACAGCCCAGGCAAGCGCUGGGCGCCGCAGCAGGUGCGCCACCUGCUGGAGCAGAUGGGCCGGCAGGCGGCCGCCAAGCGCUGCGCCAACCUCUGGGACGACAGCUGCGCCAACGGCGGCUUCAUCGGGGCGUCAGAAGACGGGCAGUACUUCGGCUCCGGCAGCAGCCCGGGCAAGAGGGCGCUGAGCCAGCAGCUGCGCCGCCUGCAGCUGCUGCGCGCCAGAGCAGGCUCCAAGCGCUGCGCCAACGUCUGGGACGACAGCUGCGCCAACGGCGGCGUCGACGGUGCCUCCGACGACGGCCACUACUUCGAUUCCGACCAGAGUCCCGGCAAGUGAGUCGCUCACCUCUCUCUCUACAUUCCCCGGAAACUUACUGUUUGACACGCAUCAGCAGCAUGCCACGCACUGCUGACUUUGUGAUCCUGUACACUGCCCUCUGAACUAGUGAAAUAAAGUUUACUGAUACAUUCAUCUAA